Ornithorhynchus anatinus (platypus) is the source of this 1257-nucleotide messenger RNA. RefSeq names its product thymus, brain and testes associated (gene TBATA). The coding region runs from base 30 to 1109 and encodes 359 amino acids. The record is from RefSeq and is a predicted model, not a curated record. The transcript has 10 exons. NCBI's taxonomy places the organism in Eukaryota, Metazoa, Chordata, Mammalia, Monotremata, Ornithorhynchidae.
GGGGAGGGCUCUGUGACAGAAAUCCCAAAAUGGCCACAGAGGAGAGGAGUCCAGAGCCUUCCCGUCCACCCCAAGUGACAGACAGGAGGCCGAAGGAGCAGAGCUCCGGCCCCGGCUCCGGCUCCCUCAGGGGGAAGGAGGCUGAACCUCUCCGUGAGAAGCUAGACCUAAUGGUCCCACCCCCCUCGGCCCCCCGCCCCUCACCAUCUCAGAGCGCCUCCCGCUUCGGCCGCCUCAGCCACCACUCCUUCUUCUCUCGCCACAACCCGCACCCACACCGGGUGACCCAUAUCCAAGGCCUAAGCGGCCACCCUAUCUGUGUGGUGAAAGACGACUGGUUGGCCCCGGCCUCACCGCACCCCGGACUCCCCGGCCAGCUCAGGCCCAGACUGAUGGGAGUCCCUGAGAUCCAGAUGCCCAUUGGUGACCCACGCUCCAACCUGGAGCCCUGGCUCCCCACCGGCUCUCUGUCCGAGGCAUGGCGAGAGGCCCUAAGGGAGCUGGCCAUCAGGGUGGCCUCCUUUGUGCCCAAGGAAGCAGUGAAAGAGGAAGAGGAGAAGGAGGAGGAGAGAGAAGAGCGCCGCAGGACAGCUCAGUAUUCAGCUGAUACUGGGCGGCUCAUCCCGGCUUCCUCUCGGGCCAUCACCAGCCGAGCGUGCCGCCUCAGCCGCCGCCCCCACGCCAGGAAUAAAAACCAGGGCCCUGCCAUGCUCUUCCAAGACCAAGAGCUGCUGAUCCUGGAGCUACUUUGUCAGAUCUUGCGGACGGACUCCUUGAAGGCGAUCCAGUACUGGCUCCUCUCAGCCGGACCGAGGGAGAAAGACCUGGUCCUGGGGCUGCUCCACGCGGCAGUGGCUCAACUCCUGCCCGGACCCCAAGCCUCAGGGCCGGAGGCCAAGGAGCGACUCCUCACUCAGAUCUCCCAGCAUGUCGUGGGCCUCGCCUCCCGGGGUCACACCCUUGGGCACUGCAGGCUGGUCAGCCACUAUGCACAGAGACCCAAGCAGGCACCUCCUCCAGCUGAUGAGAAACCAGACCACAUUGGCCAGGCCGAAGUUCUCCAGUUUCAUUCUACCCAAGAGGAGAGCAAGAAGCUACCAUCCCACUGAGCAAUAUCUGCAUCUCUGGCUUCUGCCCAGGAGCAACAUCUGGCUCCAGUGUUUUAGUUCUGCGUGGCUUCUCGUAGAAUCCUCUUUAUGAUAAUGUGCUGAACCAACCUGCUUUGUCCAUCUGUCUCUCUCUAUCUGUCUCCCUUUC